Messenger RNA from Penicillium maclennaniae, 606 nucleotides. RefSeq names its product ferredoxin family 2Fe-2S iron-sulfur cluster binding protein. The record is from RefSeq and is a predicted model, not a curated record. Gene Ontology annotation, molecular function: 2 iron, 2 sulfur cluster binding. The transcript has 3 exons. Gene Ontology annotation, cellular component: mitochondrion. Gene Ontology annotation, biological process: P450-containing electron transport chain; positive regulation of oxidoreductase activity. Lineage: Eukaryota; Fungi; Ascomycota; Eurotiomycetes; Eurotiales; Aspergillaceae. Bases 1 to 606 code for a protein of 201 amino acids.
AUGGCGCUUUGGAGAGAAUUCGGCCAACAAUUGCGCCGCGCCGUGCCCAAGGCCACCGGAGAGCUGUGCCUGGCUCAAUCACGGAGAUACAUCAGUCGCUCACCGAAGACGGCAGGAGUCGCAAACUCGAGCCGGUGGAUGUCCGCACAGAAGAGCCUUCGAUCGUCAUCGCAUGGGUGGAAAUUGGCACAGCGCUCCUUCUCCGCCACAGCACAUGUUGCCCACGGGCACAUUACGCCGCCCAAGCCCGGCGAGGAGAUCAACAUCACAUUUGUUGAGAAAGACGGGAACGAAGUAAAAUUGCAGGUCGCGGCGGGUGACAACCUACUAGAUAUUGCGCAGGCGAACGACUUGGAGAUGGAAGGUGCCUGCGGUGGCUCUUGUGCCUGCUCGACCUGCCAUGUGAUCGUGGAAGACCCGGACAUGUUUGAUAAAAUGGGGGAGCCCUCAGAUGACGAGAACGACAUGUUGGAUCUGGCCUUUGGCUUGACCGAGACAUCCCGAUUAGGAUGCCAGGUGGUUGUGACCAAGGACAUGGAUGGAAUGGUUCUCAAGCUGCCUACGAUGACAAGGAAUCUCCAGGCGAGCGACUUUGAGUCGAAAUAA